GUGGCGUGAGUUUGUGUCGCCUUGCGAGCGAGCGAGAGGCGACGCAUUUUAUAUAAUUUCGCCGGCCUUCUUUUCUGUCGUCGUCAUGGACGUGAAGCCGGCAGAGGAGAUCGCCGCAGUUUCGCACAACCAAUUUUCUUGAUUCUUGGAGGAACAGAGUCAGUGCUGCGCAAGCAGCGUCGGUGUUCGACGUCGAGGGCGUCGAAGAGAGGGAGAGAGGGAGAGAGGGAGAGGGAGAGGGAGGUGGAGCGGGACCGGGGGCAGAGAGAGAGAGAGAGGUGGUUUUGUAGCUGGGAGGAGGGCGGAGGAAUGCGUUGUAGAAGUUGUGGCUUAGAAGGCCACAUCGGAAGGCGCGAGCGAGAGUGCUGUUAGAACGGAGUUUCGAAUUAGAAACAUGAUACAGUGAUUUCGCAGGCGAUUCAAUCGUGGAACGAGAACCUGCCGUUCGAAGCGCUUCGGCUCCUUUUCUGCAGCAGGGGCUUGCAGCGCCAGAGUUUUAAGAUCUGAAGACCUGCCCGUGGCCAAACGCGGGACAUUAUGGGAGACAAGGAAAUUAGCAAGGAGGAUGUACAACUGGCCGCUCUAGCCUCCACGAUCACAGAUGAGAAGGUCAAACCCCAGAAAGGCAUGGUCGCGAGGAUCUGGAGCGCCAUGGGACUAGUCGGCCACUUGUUUUUCAGAAAUAGCAAGGAGGAUUUUGAGAAAAGAUUGCAGCAUUUGUCCAAGGAGGAGGUAGCAGUGCACAGUCGAUUGAAGAGACGCACAGCGUACUGGAGAAAGUUUGCUAGAAAUCUUAUCUUGUACUCUGUGAUUGGUGAGGUCUUGGUGCUAGGUAUCGCAAUAUGGGCAACGAGGGCUCCGGACAUGCUCUGGGAAACACGCGCUUUACGAGUCCUACCAGUUUUCGCGUUGCCGCUGCUAACCACGCUGUUGUAUUCAUCGUGUUCAAGCUUCAAUCGCAUGCGCGAAGCGAAGGACCAAAAAACGUUAGAAAAGUUACGUGCAGAAAGACAAUCUAAGAUUGAUGAACUGAAGGAGAAAACUAACUACUACUUGACUCAACAGUUGAUCCAGAAAUACGAUCUUGAUCCAGCAGCCAAAGCAGCAGCGGCAAGUGUGCUUGCUUCGAAGUUGGGAGCGGAAUCGGGUUUGAAAAUUGCUCUCCAAGCAGCGGAUUUACUGGAGAAAGAACAAACAGGCAAGGUCUCUUCUUCUGGCAAAAGUAAUGAUAUGGAAGUCGCGGACUCCUCUGGUAUAAGGAAGCGAAGGAAUCCCUCAUCUCAGGGAGAUCCGAGAAGUAGUAUGGCUCUGAGUAAUCUUCAAGGUCAAGGGAGACAACCAGAUAGGAUGGACAUGGUACUUCGAGAUAAUACGGGUGAUAGAGACAUUGAUGCCUGGGAGCAUGAAAGGGAAGUAGAACACCACCGAGCGAGACCGAACGAAGGAGGUUGGAUUGCCAGGUUUGCAGCUAUGCUGGUGGGCGAGGAUCCUUCACAAUGCUACGCUCUCAUCUGUGGAAAAUGCCACAUGCACAAUGGGCUGGCGAAAAAGGAAGACUAUCAGUACAUUACGUAUUACUGCCCCCACUGCCACGCGUUGAACAAGUCGAACCAGCUAGAGGUGGCAAGCGAAGGUGUCAAUUCACCGGGAGGGUCAGAAACUCCUUCUCAGGCAGGAAGCAUAGAAGAGGUGUUUAGCUCAUGCGGUCCUUCUCUCGGUCCUUCUCUCCCGGAGCCGAAUAGCAGUUCAGAGGCAUCGCAUUUGGCUCGCUCAAAUCCGAACAAAGCUCUAAACGAGGAAAUCGUGAGCACAUGAGCUGGAUCGUACAUCCGAUGGUAACGACUCGUCUCUACUGAUGCAUCUGUAGCAAGCACGCGGGCGUUUGUAGAGUCGCUGAUUUGGAUGCAAGAGGAAGGAGCUCUCUAUGCACAUCAAACCGAGAUGUGCUGUACAGUAAGAGAAACGUGUUGAGAUUGGUUGCUUUGAAUCCCUCGAAUCAAUCUAGUUUCCCACAAAUCAAUCUUUAAAGCGUCCUGUGAGGAAUAGCCAGCCCUCUUCGUUGUACCGGCUGGUCCGCUCCUUCGCCUGUUGACCACACAGCCAAUACAACGAGGACCUUGACACAAGGCCUCCCUCCAAGUUUAGCUGAAGCUUGGAUUUGUGACAUGCGCACCCUCGCACGGCCACGUAUGACGCUGGACGUAAGCGAUGUGCCUCUGUAGGUCGAACUCUUGGACACCUUGGAGCGGAAGUACUUCUCUAGUGCUUUACUGCCAUCAUUGUGUGUUGGAUCUGCGUUCCGCAGCCCUCUUCCAACUGGAAGAGAUUGAUCGAAAGAUUUGCUGGAUAAGGAUUAGUACGUGGUGGGGUUCAACAGCCCCGGGACGGACUGACUUUGAAGGAGUUUGCUCGAUGGAGAAGAUUUUCAAUUUGUCUAGCUUUAGUCAAUUCGGCUGGCCUGGACAGGAGAGUCGUGAGAGUUGGAGAUGUGUCCUCAGUAUUUUCAAAGGAGCAUGUGAAAAUGGGUUCACAGCGGGUUUAACCAUUAGAGAAUAAGUUGUAGAAACGAUUGGGUAACGAGGCAAGCUUGACGUUACAGGCUGUUUUGUGGGCGGAAGAUUAUGUCGUCUGAAAGUGUCAUUAGUUUAAAUGCAGAGCUGCAGCUUGUUCCUACAGCCCGUUACCUCAAAAGCCAUGUAACAAGAUUUGUUAUCCUCCUAUUGAAUUUUGACUCCUGUGACAAAUGAGC
This is a messenger RNA of Marchantia polymorpha subsp. ruderalis, 2749 nucleotides long. Lineage: Eukaryota; Viridiplantae; Streptophyta; Marchantiopsida; Marchantiales; Marchantiaceae. The record is from the annotation of a GenBank genome assembly.